GAGAGAGACAAGAGAGAGACACGAGAGAGAGAGACACGAGAGACAAGAGAGAGACACGAGAGACAAGAGAGAGACACAAGAGAGACAAGAGAGAGACACACAAGAGAGAGGGACGUGUUGUUGUCACGGCCGCGAUGUCGGCCCCGGCACACGGCGAGCAGCAGCUCGGCUCCACACGGGGGGGGGGCCUGGUGCUGCGCGCCUACCAGAUGGAGGGGGUCGAGUGGCUGCGGCGCUGCCGCGAGGGGCGGCACGGGGCGAUCCUGGCGGACGAGAUGGGCCUGGGCAAGACGUGCCAGACCAUCGCCUUCCUGCUGUCCCUCGUGCGUCGCGACCGCGUCGACCGGCCGUUCCUCAUCCUCGCGCCGCUCUCCGUGACGCACAACUGGCAGGACGAGAUGAAGAGGAUGUGCCGGCGGUCAGACCUUCACGACGAGGAGGAGAGGGGUGGAGGAGGUGGUGGUAGCGACGACGACGAGGAGGAUGAGGAGAUCUCCGUAAUCGUGUACUUGGGGGACAUCGAGAAACGGGGCAAGCUGCAGGAGAAGAUCAAAUCGGGAGCGUUCCACAUCCUGCUCACCACCUACGAGCUGUGCCUCAAGGACGCGGCCUUCCUCGGGAGGCUGCCGUGGUCCGUCCUGGUGGUGGACGAGGGCCACCGCCUCAAGUCGCAGAGCUCCCUGCUGCACCAGGCGCUGCUCGAGUUCGACAUCGGGCAGCGCGUCCUCCUCACGGGCACGCCCGUCCAGAACAACCUGGCGGAGCUCUACUCCCUGCUCAGCUUCGUGGCGACGGGCACCUUCGCGCCCGAGGGCCUGCGGGCCUUCGUGCAGCGCUUCGCGGGCGUCAGCAGCGACCCCGAGCGCGCCUCGGAGCUGGGCGACCUCCUGGGCCCCUUCGUGCUGCGCCGCCUCAAGACGGAGGUGGCGGCCGAGCUGCCCGCGAAGACGGAGCUGGUGCUCUACCACGGCGUGUCGGCGAUGCAGAAGCAGUACUACCGCGCCAUCCUGUCGCGCGACCUCGACGCCCUGGAGGACCCCACGACGGGAGCGCGCGUCAGGCUCAUGAACAUCCUCAUGCAGCUGCGCAAGUGCGUCGACCACCCCUACCUCUUCAACGGCGCCGAGCCCGAGCCCUUCGUGGAGGGCGAGCACCUGGUGAGCGCCAGCGGCAAGCUGCUGCUGCUCGACCGCAUCCUGGCGCUGCUGCGCCGCGAGGGCCACCGCGCGCUCGUCUUCUCGCAGAUGACGCGCAUGCUCGACAUCCUGCAGGACUUCCUCGAGUUUCGCGGCUACAGCUACGAGCGACUGGACGGCUCCGUGCGCGGCGAGGAGCGCCACCUGGCCAUCAAGUCGUUCGGCCAGAAGGACAUCUUCGUGUUCCUGCUGAGCACGCGCGCCGGCGGCGUCGGCCUGAACCUCACGGCCGCCGACACCGUCAUCUUCGUGGACAGCGACUUCAACCCGCAGAACGACGCGCAGGCAGCCGCGCGGGCCCACCGCAUCGGGCAGACGCGGCCGGUGAAGGUGAUCCGGCUCAUCGGGCGCAGCACCGUGGAGGAGGUCAUAUACCGGCGGGCCGAGGCCAAGCUGCGGCUCACGCACGCCGUGACGGCGCAGAUGAGGGAGGACAGCGAUUCCAACGACAUGAAGGACGAGUCUCCGAAGCAGCUGUCGGAAAUCCUGCUGGCCGGCCUCGGGACCCUGAUGGAGUCGGACGAGGGCUCGUCCGUGGAGAUGGACCUGCAGGCCAUUCUGGGAGAGAGCCGCGACGGAUGCUGGGUCAUCGAGGAGCCGCCCGCGGAAGGCGCGGACGCUCCUCCGCGACGGGGCGCCGUCCGCCGGCAGACCGAAGACGACCGGCGCAUUCUGGAGAGCGCGGAUUACUUGAGGGCGCCCGCCAGCUCGUCCGACCUCGCCGCCCUGUCGCUGCUGCGUCAGGAUAUGAACAGCCGGGCGGGCGGGCCCGGGGGUUCGUCGCAGAGUUCGGCGGCGCUGGCCCUGCCCGUCCAGCGCAAGCGGUCGCCGCUCACGGAGCAAGAGCGAGCCAAGAGGAAGGAGCGGCGCCAGCAGCUGGACAGGGAGCGCGACCGCGCCCUGGCCGUGAAGAGAGCCCGCAUGGACAUCGAGCGUCAGCGUAAGAAGCUGGCGCUCUGGAAGGAGGCCGGCUACGAGUCGCUCAACGUGGCGCUGCGCGGGGAGGGAGCCGCAUCGGAUGACGCGAGCGAAAGCGACGAAGACGUCGAGGGUGGCGCUUCGGACGAGGAGGAGGACGAAGAGGGGGAGGGGGGGCAGAUCCGCUACGUCCUGGGCGACGUGACGCUGCCCGACGCCCCCGCGGGGCGCAACGCCAUCGUGGUGCACUGCGUGGACAACUCGGGCCGCUGGGGCCACGGGGGCCUCUUCUCCGCGCUCGACAAGAGGUCGACGCAGCCCAAGCACCGCUACGCGCGCGCCGGCAAGAUGGGAGACCUGGCGCUCGGGGACGCGCACCUCAUUCCCGUGGAUGACCGCGUGAGCCGCGCCGGCGGCGUCGACACGCUGGCCCUCAUCGUGGCCCAGAGCCGCGAUCCGAACAACGUCCUGUCGGGGAUCUCGCUGGCGGCCCUGGAGACGGGCCUGAGGCGCGUGCGGCGAGCGGCACGCAGGCUCCGCGCCAGCGUCCACUUGCCGAGGAUCGGGCACGCGACGCCGGGCUUCAACUGGUACGCCACGGAGAGGCUCGUCCGCAAGCACCUGGUGUCGCGCGGCGUGCCCACGUACAUUUACUACCACCCGAGGAGGACUCGCCAAGGGGCCGCCGCGUCCACCGCCCGGCCUUCCUCCACAUCCAAACCCGCGGCCUCCGCCUCAUCCGCGGCCUCCGCCUCAUCCGCGGCCUCCGCCUCAUCCGCGGCCUCCACCUCAUCCGCGGCCUCCGCCCAAACGGCGACGCAAUCCGCAGCCACCCACAAGCCGGGCCCCAGCGUGUCCGCCUGCGUCAAACCGGCUUCAGCUGCCGCCCUCUCUCCAUCCUCUUCCUCCUCGUCGAGCCGUCCUCCUCCUCCGUCGUCGUCACCGUCUCUCGCGGCCGGCCCCGGCGACCCGAACGCGGCCGGUUCACUGUCGGGGCCGUCGGACUCCUGGUCGCUGGGGUUCCCGGACUUCAUGGCGGGGGUGCGCGCCCACUUCCUCGGGCUCCCCGCGGCGGAGGCGGCGCGCCUCGCCCGCUACCUCGUCACGUUCGACGGCGACGUGAGCGCCGGCGUCGACGCCGACACCACGCACGUGGUGACGGCGGGCCGGGAACCCGGCCCCGGCGACGCCGAGACGCUGCGGGAGGCGGUGCGCCGGCGGCCCGACCUCACCGUGGUGACGGCCGCGUGGCUCCGGACCUGCUUCUCCGCUCGCAAGAAGCUGCCCUGCGCUCCGUUCGCCGUUGACGUUUAAACGCGGCCGCUGCCGCCGCCACUCGCACUGCGUAAGGGUGUUUCCGCGGUCACGCUGCGCAGCCCUCGCGAUGGGUCUUCUGGUCGUGGGUUCUGAGGGGGUGGCGAGAUGUUAACCACCUCGCCUGGUACACAGGAGGUCGUGGGUUCGAUCCCGUCCCUGACGCCUGCUGCUGUAUAUUUGGAGUUUGCGUGUCUCUCUCUCUCUCUCCCCGUGGUCUCGUGGAUUUUUCUCCGGGUCCUUUGGUUUUUCUCCCCACAUUUAGAAUCAACGUCACCACGCAUUUAGAGUUUUCGGCUGCAAUACAUUUACACCUGAUAAGCUAAUUCGUGAAGCUAUGAUUUGUGAUAGCCAGGUCGCUUCUGAAAAAGACCUACAUUGCUCCGGGAGCCUUAGCUGGUAGAAUAAAAAAUAGUUCAGCAUAUUCUUGGUUCUUUCGGUAAAGUCACGUAGAAGGGAAACAAUAAAAAUAAUAAAAAUAUAAAACAAUUAAAUUCUCACAACGUUUCGACUGCAACACAAGCAAUCAAGAAUAUGAAUCCGUGCAGUCACGAAAGCUUUAAAUCAAAAAUAGUUCAGCGUUAUAGUUUUGUUCAUAAAAGCUCCUGUCCCUUGGAGCGGAACAGCAGAGACCGUGCCGAGCGACGCGCGGUGUGACCUGAACACACGCGUGGUGCGACCUGAACACGUGGUGCGACCUGAACACGUGGUGUGACCUGAACACGUGGUGUGACCUGAACACGUGGUGUGACCUGAACACACGCGUGGUGCGACCUGAACACGUGGUGCGACCUGAACACACGCGUGGUGCGACCUGAACACGUGGUGUGACCUGAACACACGUGGUGCGACCUGAACACGUGGUGCGACCUGAACACACGUGGUGCGACCUGAACACGUGGUGCGACCUGAACACGUGGUGCGACCUGAACACACGCGUGGUGUGACCUGAACACACGCGCGGUGUGCGCCAUGGAUCGUUUUUGCUGUUAACCUCCUCCUCCACCCCCCCCCCCCAUCGAUGUGCUGGUCGGACUUCGCGUCGAUAGCCGAAGAUAUUAUUUUUUACAUUCAGAAGGGGGCAGCCAGCGGUGCAUCACCCUGUGUCGGGGAACGCCCCCGCCCCCCGCGGAAGACGACGUGAUAGAACUACUUCUGAGCUCACUGCAGUCAUGCCCCAUGCAGAGGAUCGAAUGCCAAAUAUAUUUAAUUUGUUUUAAUUCUCAGAGCAGGACUUACGCUAAUAUAAGCGACGAAUUUAAUUACAGGGACUCCUCUGUCACCAUGGGACCUCCUUUGCCAGUACCAAAAUAUAAGAAUAGGUGUUCCCCUUUCUUCUGGCAACAAAACAGCUGUUAAGAUGUUAAAACACCAAUCAGAAAUCU
Petromyzon marinus (sea lamprey) is the source of this 4813-nucleotide messenger RNA. It is a transcript of the gene CHD1L, whose product is annotated as chromodomain helicase DNA binding protein 1 like. Lineage: Eukaryota; Metazoa; Chordata; Hyperoartia; Petromyzontiformes; Petromyzontidae. Gene Ontology annotation, biological process: DNA repair; chromatin remodeling. Gene Ontology annotation, molecular function: ATP binding; DNA helicase activity. The record is from RefSeq and is a predicted model, not a curated record. Gene Ontology annotation, cellular component: nucleus.